Centropristis striata (black sea bass) is the source of this 2780-nucleotide messenger RNA. It is a transcript of the gene ikzf2, whose product is annotated as IKAROS family zinc finger 2. Gene Ontology annotation, biological process: regulation of transcription by RNA polymerase II. Bases 382 to 1965 code for a protein of 527 amino acids. Lineage: Eukaryota; Metazoa; Chordata; Actinopteri; Perciformes; Serranidae. Gene Ontology annotation, molecular function: DNA-binding transcription factor activity; RNA polymerase II cis-regulatory region sequence-specific DNA binding. The transcript is spliced from 8 exons. The record is from RefSeq and is a predicted model, not a curated record.
UGAGUUGUGCGACUUGUGAAGAAAUGUCGCAAGUCAGAGUGUAGAGCUCGGUGGGACGGUGUCGCUUUUAAAGUGGAAAAGUCGACGGGACGCGCGCAGAGGAGCUUUGACGCACCAACACCUGUAGGAUUCGGUAGAUGCGCUCCUCUGUUUUAUCAUUAUCACACGUUCCUUUCAUUGGACUGCUGCUGAAACAUGCUCACCUGAAGAAAAAACUGCUUUUUGUAGUGUUGUGUGAGAGCCCACUGGACCUUUAUAGUCAAUUUUGACUUUUUUUGUCUCACUAAAGGGAGGUGGAGACGCUCAGCACCCCCCUCCCUCCGUCCUUUGACUGAAAUCACCAACUAAUUUUGCACAUUGGAGACGCUUGAAGCACUUGAAAUGGAGGCUCCUGAUGGCUACUGUGCAAGUAACGGCCAAUGCUCUCCCGGUAAGGAGAACUCGAGAAUGUUGGAGGAUACAUCAACACCUAAUGGACAGACGGAUCCUCAGGGUCCUAAUUCCCCCUCCAAACUGACAAUUAAGCAGGAAGAAGAAACGGCGGAGGAGGCUGAUAACAGAAGCCCGACACUUGAAGAAAUGGGCCAAACGAGCGAGGAAGGAGCCGCGUUGGAGGGAUCCAUGAGCGGCAGCCCCAGCAACGCACAGGACGGAUUAUCUGAGCCAAACGCCGCCGCUGACGCAGGAAGUCGACAACCAAACGGUGACAGGCCGUUCCAGUGCAACCAGUGUGGCGUCUCAUUCACCCAGAAGGGAAACCUGCUGCGACACAUCAAGCUGCACACAGGCGAAAAACCCUUCAAAUGCCCCUUCUGCAGCUACGCCUGCCGGCGGCGUGAUGCCCUCAGUGGGCAUUUGCGCACUCAUGCUGUUGGCAAACCACACAAGUGUAACUACUGUGGGCGGAGCUACAAACAGCGGACUUCCCUGGAGGAGCAUAAAGAGCGCUGCCAUAGUUACCUGCAGGGUAUCGGCCUGGAUCCGGGCGCCAACACCGGCCCUUACACAGGCGAGGCUCCUAAAGAGCAGCGGCCCGUGGCGGAGCCCAACAACGCCAUGGCGACCUUCGAGCGGCCGCCCGUUAUCGAACGGCUGCACAGCAACGUGGGCAAGAGGAAGAGCACCACGCCUCAGAAAUUUGUGGGUGAGAAGAUGGUACGCUACGGCUACCCUGACCUCGGCUACGAGAUGGGUCUUAAAUAUGAGAAGCAGGCUGAGAUGAUGUCGGCCCACAUGAUGGACCAGGCCAUCAGCAACGCCAUCACCUACCUGGGGUCGGACACGCUCCGGCCCAUGCUCCACCACCCGGGUCCUCUCUCCAUGGCCGAGGUGGUUCCCAUGGUCAACCCGCUCUACCACCACGUCCUGCCGAUGGGCCAACGAACUGACCGUCCAGAAAACUGUGACCCGCCACCACCACAGCCACCUCAACCUCACGCCUUCCCCGGCCACCCCACCACAAACGGCCCCAGCGGCGCCGCACCGAGGCAGGGGAGGCUUCGCCACCCGGGGCAGGAAGAGUCCCCCAGCAACAGCGGGGUGGAUUCUGCCGACUCGGCUCGCAGCAGCCCCCACGAGAGGCAGGGCUUCCACGGGAGAGGAGACCCCGCGCCUCGCCUCAGGUCCCGAGCCAGCCCGGCCGCGGUUUAUUCAGGUGAGCGUGCGGCGAGGGAAGCGUCGCCCAGAAGCGGGGCGGCGAUGGGGAGCGGGAUGAUGAUGCGAGGGGCCCCCGAGAGGCCCGCCAGCCAGGAAGGGGUCCGGGUGUUUGGACGGGAGGGCCAGGAGUUGCGGGCGUUCCAGUGCGAGCACUGCCGGGUGCUCUUCCUGGACCACGUCAUGUACACCAUCCACAUGGGUUGCCAUGGAUACAGAGAUCCGCUCGAGUGCAACAUCUGUGGCCACCGCAGCAAAGACCGAUACGAGUUCUCCUCUCACAUAGUCCGUGGGGAACAUACCUUCCAGUAGGAGGAUUUUUAGUGUGAAUCAAGGGAAAGACAACGAAAGGGAAAGGAGCAAUAGCCUGAUAUCCGUCCCGACUCAGACUGACUCACAGGUGGUGAACGGCACUGUAGACGAGUGUAGCACAAUCAUAGCAUUGACUUCUUUUUAAGCUACUUAUUGUGAAAAUGAACAGUUGAACAAUCAUAUGAAGGUGGGCCAAAGACACAUUUUUUCUACAUAUUUAAUUAACAUAAGAAGGAAGGUAAGUUUUUGUUUUUUUUUCUCUCAUAAUGUUCAUUAAUUGUACAACAGAGCAGCUGUCAGACGAAUUUGACUAGUUUAGUUUCACUUAUUUGGAAUCUCUUGUCCCCCUGUUGUGCUUAUUAUUACGCCUUUUGUUUCAGAAACAUGUUUUCCUUCUUGUACAAAUGCAGUUCAACCAGAUAGAAUGUACCUAAUUAACAUUGGUGACAGACGAAAAGACUUCAUGUAGUUUCUGGUUCAAACUCCAUGAUUCUAUUCAUGAGUUAUUUCAAGGACAUAAUGGCAGUAUCCUAUGGUACUGGACUGGCCCACUUACUGUGGCUCAGCAUACAGGACCCAUGCAGUUUUCGUCUUUAUUUUUAAUGAUAUUGCCAUGGGGCAGUAUUUUUUUUGUCCUUUGAAUAAUGGUGGAAUAUAUACAGUAUAAUGUCCUGGUUGAUCCAUGCUGUGUGUUCUAGCUGCAAGCAACUUGGUGUCCAUUUCUGGUUUUACCAUCAUAUUCAGCUUUUUGUUCCAAUUUCAAAGAUGUCAUUAGAAACUUUACUUUUGACCCCCCAACAAUGGACACAACAGCA